AUGGCUUUCUUAUCUACCGCCGUUUUAGUUCUCUUUAUUGUCACCGCGACCGUCGUGCUUCUUCCGCAACUCGUGGGGAGCUUACUCGGUCUACUCUUUCGCGGCGUGGGAUGGUUGAUUCGCCGACGGACGCGCUCUCGCCGUGAAUAUGUGAUCGCGCGGGCGCGGUCUGAGGAGGAGGAAAUUCGGGCGCCGCGCGCUAAGGACUCUGCUCACUUGCUGGCCAGGAGCCAGGAAGAUGAGGACUGGGAGAAGGUGGACAGCACUGCCUCUGGUGGGGUGAAGACUACGGGAAGCAGUGACAACGGUGCCAGCACUGGCGGUGAAGGUGCCGAGUGGGAUGGUAUUAUUGGAUUCUUCCACCCUUUCUGUAAUGCUGGUGGAGGUGGAGAACGAGUACUCUGGGAAGCUGUGCGCGCAACGCAAAAGCGCUGGCCGAAGGCUAUCUGCGCUAUCUAUACUGGUGACCAUGAAGUGAACAAGGCGACGAUGCUGGAGCGGGCGGAGACCCGAUUCAAUAUUCACCUACAUGCCCCGACUGUGGUGCUGCUCUACUUGACUACGCGCAAGUACGUUGUCGCCAGCUCAUACCCAUACAUGACACUGCUGGGACAGUCGCUGGGAUCUCUCGUGGUUGCAUACGAUGCUUUCACGCUGCUGGUGCCGGACGUUUUCAUCGAUACCAUGGGCUAUGCCUUUACCCUGGCAUUCAGCAAGUGGCUCUUCCCUACGGUCCCCACCGGCGCCUAUGUCCACUACCCAACUAUUUCAACCGACAUGCUCGCCUCCCUCGAUGACCAGAGUGGCGUGCAAGGCAUCAACUCCGGUGCUGGGAAGGGACUUCGGGGAGCUGUCAAGCGCCGAUAUUGGCAACUCUUUGCACGGCUGUACGGAUGGGUCGGCCGACACGUGGACGUCGUCAUGUGCAACUCCUCAUGGACGUCAGCCCACAUUCGUAAACUCUGGGGCAACGAGAAGAGUAACGAUAACGGCGAGGGUGAGGGAACCGCAGCCUCGCCAGCAGUGGUAUUCCCACCCACGGCAGUCUCCGAGCUCGAAUCAACCAUUACAGUCAACGAAGAGACCGAGAAAACCCGCCGACAAGUCUUGCUAUACAUUGCGCAGUUCCGACCUGAGAAGAACCACCCACUAGUCCUGCGUUCAUUCGCGCGAUUUCUCCAAGAACGGUCCAAGAACCCAGCCAACGCAGACACACCGACACCACAACUCGUCCUCAUCGGCUCAGUCCGACAUUCCAGUCCAGAUGAAACCCACAUCUACAAUCUGCGUCUCCUCGCACACGAACUCCACAUCCGUGACAGCACAACUUUCCUCUGCGACGCCAGCUGGCCAGCAGUUCUAUCCCACCUCAGCACCGCCUCCGUCGGCGUGAACGCCAUGUGGAACGAGCACUUCGGCAUCUGUGUCGUCGAAUACCAAGCCGCCGGACUUAUCUGCGUGACGCACGACUCCGGCGGUCCGCGCGAGGACAUUGUCGUUGACCUCGGCGACGGUGCGACUGGGUUCCAUGCUGAGACUGAAGAGCAAUUCGCGGCUGCUUUCGAGGCGGCCCUUGCGCUGCCGGUUCCUGAGAAGGUCGCUAUGCGUCAACGGGCCAGGCGGUCUGCAUUGAGAUUUACCGAGGAGGAGUUCUCGCGUAAGUGGUUGCGACAGGUGCAGAAGUUGGUCGGGGCUUCUCGGUAG
This is a messenger RNA of Penicillium cinerascens, 1704 nucleotides long. Its product is annotated as alpha-1,2-mannosyltransferase ALG11. The transcript is spliced from 2 exons. Gene Ontology annotation, cellular component: endoplasmic reticulum membrane. Gene Ontology annotation, molecular function: GDP-Man:Man(3)GlcNAc(2)-PP-Dol alpha-1,2-mannosyltransferase activity. Lineage: Eukaryota; Fungi; Ascomycota; Eurotiomycetes; Eurotiales; Aspergillaceae. The record is from RefSeq and is a predicted model, not a curated record. Gene Ontology annotation, biological process: protein N-linked glycosylation. The coding region runs from base 1 to 1704 and encodes 567 amino acids.